AUGGACGGCCACGGCCCGGGUAUCCUCCCCUGCGAGAAUGAGACCCAAUGCCAGGUGUCUCGGAAGAGCAAAGAGGGCAAGACCCUCACCUACAAAUUGCACAUUAUCCAACAGCCGCUUCAGGCCAGAGCGUGCGGCUCGGGGCAGAAGUCUUCCGCCGACCGCCGACCCGUCGACCCACCGCCCAUCGUCGAGAUGAGGAUCUUCGAGGGGGACACUGAAGCCGAGCAGAAAGACAUCACCUUCGCCAUGAACGGCAACUACCUGCUCUUCGCCCAGCUCGAGCAGGCCCGUAAGCUCGCCCCCGUUCGUGGCCAGCCAGACCACAAAGGCCCUCCCGUCCUCACCGGUACCCCCGUCGCCGGAAUGGUCUAUCUCGAGCGUCCCACCCGCGCGGGCUACUUCAUCUUUCCGGAUCUCUCCGUUCGUCAUGAGGGCAAAUACCGCAUCGUCUUUAGUCUGUUUGAGGAAGUCAAGGACGCCAAGGACGAGGACUGCAUUGCCGACCACGAGAAGCCCAUUGGCUGGCGCAACGGCUACAUCUCGCAUCGUGUGGAGAUCCGCUCGCAGCCCUUCAAUGUCUACAGUGCCAAGAAGUUCCCUGGUCUGGCCGAAAGCACGCCCUUGAGCCGUAUGGUCGCCGACCAAGGCUGUCGCGUUCGCAUCCGACGCGAUGUGCGCAUGCGUCGCCGCGACACCAAGCCCGGUAAGGACUGGGAUGGGUAUGAUGAUGAGGGUGGCAAGAUGCGC
This is a messenger RNA of Neohortaea acidophila, 750 nucleotides long. Its product is annotated as velvet factor-domain-containing protein. NCBI's taxonomy places the organism in Eukaryota, Fungi, Ascomycota, Dothideomycetes, Mycosphaerellales, Teratosphaeriaceae. The record is from RefSeq and is a predicted model, not a curated record. The annotation marks the transcript as partial. The transcript is spliced from 2 exons.